AUGCCCCAAGCGAAAACUGAAUGCAAUGUACUGUACAGCAGAGCGACAUCCACUUACUCACCUUUUUUUUAUAUUUAUUUAUUUUAUUUAUAUUAUAUUAUAGGACAAGCAUGUAAAAAUCGACGGAUCUCACUCAGAGAUCAACUUAGGAAGGCAAUAAAAAAGAAAAAAACAAAAAGUGGACAAGCAGCGGACAUACAAAAAAAAUGGACGUAUGAGGACUGCAUGUCUUUUGUAAUACCAUUUUUUAAAGAACGAGAAACGUAUUCUAACAUAUUAUCUCCAGAAAGUGCUAGUGAAGAGUCAAAUGACGAAGAUAUUUCCAAUAAGAAUGACAAAACUACAAAUAAUGAUGUUCUAAAUGAGGAUGAAGAAAGUGAAAAAGAAACUCCGUCAAAACGUAAGGUUAUGGGGUCGCUAUCACAAAAAACAAAAUCUCCAAAAAAAAUGAAAAUUCCAGCUUCAUAUUAUUCUAAGACAAAAAAAAAUAAUAAACCACAAACAGCAUCAUCUGUUUUGAUGAAAUAUAUAUUGGAUAACGAGACAAAUGAUGAACCAAACGCAACAUCUUAUGCGCAUCCAAUCGACACAUUUUUCCAAGGGCUGGCUGCUACUGUUAAAACAUUUUCUCCAGAAUACCAACACAUGGCAAAAAACAAACUGUUUGGGAUAGUGUCUGAUUUAGAGUGGGCACAAUUGCAAAAUAAAUCAGCUAAUCCUCAAAUCCCACUAUCAAUAAAUCCUUCAACAUCAUAUUUUUGCUCUAACACUCAAGUGGCACCAUCACAAAACACGAUUCAAUACAUUCAAACACCAUCACCAUCUUCUAUUUCUAGACCAUCAUCAUCAACAUCAACUACUACUCAACAUUUUUAUGAAAACUUUGAUCCUACAAAUGUUCAAAAUAUGAAUUGACAUUUUAUUGUUUUGUUAAAAUACUGAAUCACUCAAGGUUUUAUAAUAACAGUAAAAUAUUAUAAUAUGUGAAGUCAAUAUAUAAAUAAACAAGUAAAGUUUAUUACAUUUUUUUAUUUUAUAAACGAAUAUUAUUAUUAUAUUUACCUUAAGCACACCAUUAACUCUUCCUUAGCACUUAUAGCUUCUCGAAAUGUUGUAUUUUGUUUUGUGAUUUGAAAAUCGAUUUUAGAUAAUAGAACAUAAAAUUGAUGUUGUGACAUUCUAAAAUAUUUGUAAAAUGAAGUUUCUUCAUCUUGUAAAUCAUUGAACAAUGUAUGAUAUUCCCCAAAUUGCUUUCUUUUAAUUAACAUUUCUCGAACCCAUGUUGUUCUACGUUUUUGGUGACAAUUCUCUUCUUCCUCGUCCAAAAUAAUUGCCAUCAAUGCUAACGUUUAUUUUUUUUAUUAAACUUUGGCAUGAUGAAAUACUUAUAUAAUAAAUUGAUAAUCUAUAUUUUAAUUUAAAACCACAAGACAACUAAAAUAGUAGAUGACAAUUGUUUCAAAACACUUUAGGGUGGUACACUUUCGUAGACCUCAGUAAACUGCAAUCAUUCCUACAA
Molecule: messenger RNA, 1519 nt
Organism: Metopolophium dirhodum (rose-grain aphid)
Lineage: Eukaryota; Metazoa; Arthropoda; Insecta; Hemiptera; Aphididae
Exons: 2
Coding region: 1-915 (304 amino acids)
Source: RefSeq, a predicted model, not a curated record